Solanum lycopersicum (tomato) is the source of this 974-nucleotide messenger RNA. Its product is annotated as mitotic spindle checkpoint protein MAD2. The record is from RefSeq and is a predicted model, not a curated record. Gene Ontology annotation, biological process: mitotic spindle assembly checkpoint signaling. NCBI's taxonomy places the organism in Eukaryota, Viridiplantae, Streptophyta, Magnoliopsida, Solanales, Solanaceae. Gene Ontology annotation, cellular component: kinetochore; cytoplasm; nucleoplasm.
CGUUGUUUUGUGUCAUUUCCAAAAACUAGCCGUUGCUUCUUCCACUAUGUUUCUCAAUUCUCAUAAAAACCCUAAAUUCAUCUCUGAUUCUCUCACAAGCAAUCAAUCUCCAUAACCAUUUUUCUACUUCUAUUUCCUAAUCUGAAAAUGGCGUCAAGAACAGCCUCCAAAGACAUAAUCACACUUCGUGGUUCCGCCGCAAUCGUCAGUGAAUAUUUUGGCUAUGCUGCAAACAGCAUUUUGUACAACAGAGGAGUAUAUCCUGAAGAAAGUUUUAAGAAAGUGAAGAAAUAUGGUCUCACAAUGUUGCUUACUGAAGAUGAAGGUGUCAAGACCUUUGUUUCCAACUUGACUGCCCAACUUGCUGAGUGGUUGGAAACUGGAAAGCUACAAAGGGUGGUUCUUGUCAUCAUGAGUAAGGCCUCUGGUGAGGUAUUAGAAAGGUGGAAUUUCAGUAUCGAAACUGAUAGUGAGGUUGUCCAGAAAGGUGUUUCAAGAGAGAAAAGUGAUAAAGAAAUAAUGAGGGAAAUUCAAGCGAUUAUGAGGCAAAUAGCGUCCAGCAUCACUUAUUUGCCGUGCCUUGAGGAACCAUGUGUGUUUGAUGUGUUAGCAUACACUGAUAUGGAUGUUGCAGUUCCAUUCACUUGGAUUGAGAGUGACCCUAAACUGAUUGCGAAUCCACAAAUGGUGAAACUGCACUCUUUUGACACUAAGAUUCAUAAGGUUGACACAUUGGUUUCAUAUAAGAAUGAUGAUGAAUGGGAUGAGUCCUAGACCAUGGAUCCUUGUUGUACCUUACUUUUGUUGUCAUUGUGAAUCAUUGAUUCACAUUUUGUAUGUUAGAUUGUGUAAACCUUGAAACAUCUAUUAGUUUGUAUCCUGAAUGAGUAUUGAAGGAAAUUGAACAAUUAGAUCAAUUUCUCCGUGUGAACAUGUUUUUUGCCUUGUGAAAUAUAUUUGGGUACUUUUUUACA